AUGGAGGAAUCUAUUCCUCCAGACCACGAGGAACGUGACAAUGGUCAACGUACUAUACCAUCUGAGGCCACGAGGGACACUCCAACUUCUUCUCAGCCUCAAUCUCAACCAUAUCCGCCAGAAGGCCCCUUGAUGACCCAUCGAAACGACAACACUCCCUCCUCUAACGAGACUGCCAUAGCUACCAACUCCCCGGUCGAGUCAUCAUACCGAGCCAGAAGCAGACAUGUCUACAGCAUGUCGUCCGCUUCAUCGGCCACAGAUCUAUCAGAUGAAUCCGCAGCAGGAAGAACGGACUCCAAGUUCGAACCGCUCAGGGCCGCUUCAACAACUGACGAAAAGCGCCUUCAAAAGCAAAGGAGUGUGCAGUCAGAGGACGACCUGUUCAAUGUCCUGUCCCGUAGGAGAACAAGCGCUUCAGGCAAAUCCGAGGCACAGCUUCAAGAGGAAAAUGACGAAAUAGAGAGGCUCAUGUCUCGAAUGUUCGGCCAAGCUCGACAGGCGCACAGCGAAGAAGAGAAAACCCGUCACAGUGGGGUCAUAUUUCGCGACUUGACCGUGAAAGGGGUCGGGUUGGGCGCCAGCCUUCAGCCAACCGUCGGCGACAUAUUCCUCGGCCUACCGCGGCUGCUUAAGACUCUUUUCACCAAAGGCGCAAAAGCAGCGGUCGGUAAGCCCCCAGUGCGAGAACUUCUGAGCCAUCUGGACGGCUGUGUAAGACCCGGGGAGAUGCUCCUGGUUCUUGGCAGACCAGGUUCUGGCUGUUCGACCUUUCUCAAAGCGUUCUGUAAUCAGCGAGAGGGGUUCGAGGCAGUCCAAGGGGAAGUCACCUAUGGUGGCACUGACGCAAAGACUAUGAAAAGGGAUUUUCGAGGAGAAGUCAUUUACAAUCCAGAAGAUGACCUUCAUUAUCCCACAUUGACGGUCAAGCGCACUCUAAUGUUUGCCCUGAAAACUCGCACUCCGGGUAAAGAGUCGAGAUUAGAAGGUGAAUCCCGCGCAGAUUACACGAGAGAAUUCUUACGGGUUGUCACGAAAUUGUUCUGGAUCGAACACACUCUGGGCACGAAAGUUGGCGAUCAAUUUGUUCGGGGAGUCUCUGGCGGCGAAAAGAAACGAGUCAGCAUAGCAGAAGCCAUGAUCACGAGAGCUUCGGUUCAAGGCUGGGAUAACUCCAGUCGAGGUCUAGACGCAAGUACGGCACUCGAGUACGUCCAGUGUAUCCGAACCCUCACCAACAUGGCACACACUUCCACAGCAGUGUCCUUGUAUCAAGCCGGAGAGUCAUUAUACGAACUUGUGGACAAGGUCCUGUUGAUCCACGAAGGAAAGUGUUUGUACUUCGGGUUAGCUGAUGACGCCAAACAAUACUUCAUCAAUCUUGGUUUCGAAUGUAAACCACGCUGGACAACAUCUGACUUCUUAACCUCCGUCACCGAUCCGCACGCGAGGGCUGUUAGAAAAGGUUGGGAAGAUCGAAUUCCACGAAACGCAGAGGAAUUCGCUGCUAUCUACCGCAAGUCAGAGGCUUACCAACGCAACCUUCAAGACAUGAGGGACUUUGAAGCUCAAUUAGAGCAACAACGGCAAGCCCGUGGGCAGAACAUUGCAAAGGACAAGAAGAAAAAUUAUGCCAUCCCUUUUCAUAAGCAGGUCCUUGCAUGCACACAGCGGCAGUUCUUGGUCAUGCUGGGCGAUCGAGCUUCGUUGAUUGGGAAGUGGGGAGGCAUUGUAUUCCAAGGACUGAUUGUGGGAAGCUUGUUCUUCCAACAGCCAAAAACAGCCGCUGGAGCUUUCCCCAGAGGUGGUGCAAUCUUCUUUGUUCUUCUCUUCAAUGCUCUGCUGGCUUUGGCAGAAAUGACUGCUGCAUUCUCCUCCAAGCCGAUCCUCUUGAAGCAUAAAUCAUUCUCCUUCUACCGUCCCGCGGCAUACGCCCUUGCCCAAACGGUCGUCGAUAUUCCAUUGGUCGCCAUUCAGGUCGUCCUGUUCAACGUCAUCAUAUACUGGAUGGCCGGGCUUGCCGCUUCUGCUUCCCAAUUCUUCAUCUCCUGUCUCAUAAUCUGGACCGUCACGAUGGUCACCUACGCUUAUUUUCGCAUGCUUGCCGCCCUCUGCAAGACUCUGGACGAUGCCACUCGAUUUACUGGUGUCUCGAUCCAGAUAUUGGUUGUGUAUACGGGCUACCUCAUUCCACCCGAUCAGAUGCGUGUUUGGUUCAGCUGGCUUCGACGAAUUAAUUGGAUACAGUACGGAUUCGAAUGUUUGAUGUCCAAUGAAUUUACUGGUCUGAUCAUGGAUUGUGUGCCUCCUUUUCUGGUCCCUCAGGGUCCCAAUGCACGGCCUCAGUACCAGUCAUGCACCUUGGCUGGGAGUGAACCGGGCCAAACAUCUGUAAACGGAGCUCGAUACAUUCAGCAGGCUUUCGGGUAUAGUCGUACCCAUCUCUGGCGCAAUUUCGGUUUCCUAUGGGCCUUCUUCGCAUUCUUCCUUGCAGUGGCCGCUUUUGGCAUGGAAAAAAUGAAGCCUAAUGCAGGUGGUGGCGCUAUUACCGUCUUCAAGCGUGGACAGGUCCCCAAGAAAGUGGAACAGGCCAUUGAAACAGGCGGCCGAGACAAGAAUUCUGAACACGACGAGGAAUCCGGGAAUUCGACCCCAGCAAAUCUGGUGGAGAAGGUUAUAUCUCCUGGUAGCGAAAGCAUCGAGUCUAGGGGAACGACGCAGGACAAACAUCUGCUAGAACAUGUGGCCAAGAACGAGACAGUAUACACCUUCCGGGACGUCAACUAUACUAUUCCCUACGAGAAAGGCCAGCGGAAGCUGCUCCAAAACGUUCAAGGAUACAUUCGUCCGGGUAGACUCACCGCCUUGAUGGGCGCCAGUGGUGCAGGGAAGACGACAUUGUUGAAUACGCUUGCACAGCGCGUCAACUUCGGCACAGUGACAGGCGAAUUUCUUGUCGACGGACGGCCGUUGCCCAAGUCUUUUCAGCGUGCUACAGGAUUUGCAGAGCAGAUGGAUAUUCACGAACCGACCUCAACCGUGAGAGAAGCGCUUCAAUUCUCGGCUCUACUCCGACAACCGAAAGAAGUACCUAUCCAGGACAAGUAUGCGUAUUGCGAGACAAUCAUUGACCUACUCGAGAUGCGAGACAUUGCGGGAGCAACGAUCGGAACAAUUGGCCAAGGCCUCAACCAGGAACAGAGGAAACGACUGACUAUCGGUGUCGAGCUAGCUAGUAAACCCGAGCUUCUUAUGUUCUUGGAUGAACCCACGUCAGGCCUUGAUUCUGGCGCGGCAUUCAACAUUGUGAGAUUCUUGAGGAAGUUAGCAGAUGCUGGUCAAGCUAUCCUCUGCACGAUUCAUCAGCCGUCGGCGGUCCUCUUCGAACAUUUUGACGAGCUCAUCUUGCUCAAGUCUGGUGGUCGAGUUGUAUAUCAUGGCCCUCUUGGUCAUGACUCGCAAGAGCUCAUUCACUACUUCGAGGAGAACGGAGCCCGAAAAUGUCCUCCAGAUGCAAAUCCUGCAGAGUACAUGCUUGAGGUGAUUGGCGCGGGCGAUCCCAACUACAAAGGCAAAGACUGGGGUGAUGUUUGGGAACAAAGCACCGGCUAUCAAGCUCGAUCUGACGAGAUAUCCGAGAUGAUCGAACGCAGAAAGAACGUCGAACAUAGCAAGAAUGUCAGGGACGACAGGGAAUACGCCAUGCCAAUUGCGACGCAGACUAAGGCGGUAGUCAAGAGGUCGUUCACUGCAUACUGGCGGACACCCAACUAUAUCCUCGGCAAGUUCAUCCUGCAUAUCAUGACCGGCUUAUUCACCACCUUCACUUUUUACCACCUUGGCUUUGCCUCCAUCGACAUGCAAUCACGUCUCUUUGCUGUUUUCCUGGUGCUCACAAUCUCGCCACCGCUCAUUCAGCAGCUGCAGCCUGUGUUCAUUCACUCUCGGGACAUAUUUCGAUCCCGAGAGAACAACGCAAAGAUUUACAGCUGGUUUGCUUGGACGACAGGUGCUGUUCUUGCCGAGAUCCCCUACUCAUUGAUUGCCGGAGCCGUCUUUUACUGCUGUUGGUGGUUUGGAAUCGCCGGUUAUCGUUCUUCAACCUCGUCUUUCACCUCAGGAUUCCUAUUGCUGUGUAUACUACUCUUCGAGUUGUACUAUAUCAGCUUUGGUCAGGCUAUCGCUUCAUUCGCGCCCAACGAAUUGCUUGCGAGUCUCUUGGUGCCAGUCUUUUUCCUAUUCGUCGUGAGCUUCUGUGGUGUCGUCGUACCACCGCAACAGUUGCCCGAAUUUUGGCGGAGCUGGAUGUAUUGGCUGACGCCGUUCCACUAUCUUCUCGAGGCUAUGCUGGGGGCAAUCAUUCACAAUCAGCCUGUUCGCUGCAACCAGGGAGAGUUCGCUCGAUUCAGUGCGCCACCGGGCUAUACCUGCCAGUCCUAUACUCAAAAAUUUAUUUCCCAAGCCGGCGGCUACGUCCAGGUCGGAGCCGAUGGUUUUUGCGAGUUCUGCCAGUAUGCGACUGGGGACCAAUUUGGACAGCGGUUUUCCGUAUACUACUCUCACCAUUGGCGCGACUUCGGCAUUUUUAUUGGGUUCAUCGUGUUCAACUACGCCGUCGUUUAUGCGAUAACGUUCUUGAGGUUCAAGGGGAGAAAUCCGUUCAAGACGUUGCUGAUGAAAAGGAAGAAGGUGGACGGUUAA
Messenger RNA from Fonsecaea multimorphosa CBS 102226, 4701 nucleotides. RefSeq lists its product as uncharacterized. Gene Ontology annotation, biological process: transmembrane transport. The record is from RefSeq and is a predicted model, not a curated record. NCBI's taxonomy places the organism in Eukaryota, Fungi, Ascomycota, Eurotiomycetes, Chaetothyriales, Herpotrichiellaceae. The transcript has 8 exons. Gene Ontology annotation, molecular function: ABC-type transporter activity; ATP binding; ATP hydrolysis activity. The coding region runs from base 1 to 4701 and encodes 1566 amino acids. Gene Ontology annotation, cellular component: membrane.